Molecule: messenger RNA, 1922 nt
Organism: Myzus persicae (green peach aphid)
Lineage: Eukaryota; Metazoa; Arthropoda; Insecta; Hemiptera; Aphididae
Gene: eIF3l
Product: eukaryotic translation initiation factor 3 subunit L
Exons: 9
Coding region: 1-1602 (533 amino acids)
Biological process (GO): translational initiation
Cellular component (GO): eukaryotic translation initiation factor 3 complex; cytoplasm
Molecular function (GO): translation initiation factor activity
Source: RefSeq, a predicted model, not a curated record
AUGGAAUACGAUCAGACGGAAUACGAAGGUGAUACCUACUACAAUAACUAUAAUGAAGAUAGAUAUAGUGAUGCCGAUCCGUACGAGCCUAAAAUGCCUGACAUUAUCAAGAAAUUUUUACUGUACUUCAGGAAUGCCAUAAAUGAAGGAAUGGUGUAUGAAAUGCAAAAUUUAUAUGAAAAUACGUUUCCAAAAUUAUCCGAUCAAUUUUUUGACAAAGCUCCAUGGCCUAGUGAUAAAGAAGUCCGUACCAUUAUGGACGAUGAUAAAACCUUCUUGAUGCUGUACAAAGAACUGUACUAUCGACAUAUUAUUGCUCGUGUACCAAAUGGACCUUCAACAAAGCAACGUUUUGGAUCAUUUUACAAUUACUGUGAUCUAUUCAAUUAUAUCUUUACUUGUGAGACUCCAGUACCAUUAGAAUUACCUGAACAAUGGUUAUGGGAGCUUGUUGAUGAGUUUGUGUAUCAAUUCCAAUCCUUUACUCAAUUUCGGUCUCGUAGUCGAAAAACACAAGAAGAAAUUGAUAUGCUUGCUUCUAACAAUGAAGUAUGGAAUGUCUUGUUGGUUUUAAAUGUUCUGCAUUCAUUUAUUAAUAAAUCUAAUAUCAAACUACAAUUGGAAGUUACUGCAAGUGGAGGAGAUCCAGAUUCUGUAGCUGGAGAGUUUGGCCGUCAUUCUUUAUAUAAAAUGUUGGGUUAUUAUUCAAUGAUUGGACUAUUGCGCUUACAUAGUCUUUUUGGAGAUUAUUAUUUAGCCAUUAAGGUUUUGGAAAACAUUGAUAUGCAUAAAAAGAACGCAUAUAGUUCAGUACCAGCAUGCCACAUUUCUACAGCAUACUAUGUUGGAUUUGCUUACAUGAUGAUGCGUCGUUAUUCUGAUGCGAUUCGUACAUUUAGUUCAAUUUUGUUGUAUAUACAAAGAACAAAACAGCUCUUCCAAACUCGCACAUAUCAGAAUGAUCAAAUUAACAAACAGACUGAUCAGAUGUACACAUUAUUAGCUAUGUGUUUAGUGUUACAUCCACAAUGUGUUGAUGAGUCAAUUCAGCAAGUAUUACGUGAAAAGAACUAUACUGACAGGAUGUUCAAAAUGCAAUAUGGUGAUUUACAAGAGUUUGAAAACUGUUUCCAGCUGGCUUGUCCUAAAUUCUUGUCAAUGGACCCAGCUGAAGAUUCAGUUAAGGAAGCAGUAAAAUAUCAAACUGCUGUUUUUAUGUCUGAAGUUAAACAACAAAAAAUGUUGCCUACAAUUCGCAGUUAUUUGAAAUUAUACACAACCCUGCCAAUCAAUAAAUUGGUGACAUUCAUGGCACAAGGACAACAAGGUCAACAUGAAAGUAAUGAACCUACCGAUGAUAAAGAAAAUUUGACUAAACAUUUAUUGUGUUUUAAACACAAAAUGAAGAAUAUUGUAUGGAAUAAAGGUGCAUCUGGAUUAGAUGGAUACUUCCAUUCAGGAUCUGAGUUGGACUUUUAUAUUGAUCGUGAUAUGAUACACAUAGCAGAUACCAAAGUUGCUCAUCGUUAUGGCGAUUUCUUCAUAAGAAAAGUAUUGAAAUUUGAAGAGCUUAAUCGUAAGCUAAAAGCUAUAAAGGUUUAAAUUAAAAUACAUUUUUUUGUAACAUACUAUAAUAAUAAUACUUUAUUAUGUAACUAAUAUAUACAUUACAUUUUUUGGUCAUUACUUUUAUUAUGUUCAGAUUAAAACAUUAAAUUGUAUGAAAAAUUAUGUAUGAAGUCUAUUAUACUCAUUAAAGAAUUGACUUUUUUUUAUUAAAUCCCAUACUUUGGCACAAUAGUGAAACCUGUGAAAAUAUUAAAUCUUAGUCAUAAGGUACACAAACAAGUUCAUUAUACAUUAAGUUAUGUUUUAUAUAUGCAGUUUGUAGUUAUAAUUGAAAACAUUCAAUAUCUAAGUUA